GGCGCCUCGUUUAAAGUUUCCGGUUCAUGAUAGCGUUCAUAAAAUAUCUUCACCGGGUGUAUCACAUGUUCUUAUUUAUUGUAAUGUAACAAGUAUUCUAGUAGUGCAUGCUAUCUACAAUUGUUUUCCGGUGCUUUAGGUGCUCCUCUCCUUCUGAUCUUCUAGCUUCCAAUGUUUGUUUGUUUUUUGUAUAUUUAAUUAAUUUGCAUUGAUUACAGUUAAUCGAUUUUAGGUAACUGAAGGUGUUGUUUUUUUUACAAAUCCUUUCUUUUCUUUUGUUUUUAAACCAUGUUGACGUCUCGGCUUCUUUUAUUGUUUUUAUCGAAAUUACAAGGCUUUUAUGGUCUAUGUUUUAUUUGAACACCUUUACACUUACAUCUGUGUAAGUUUUCAAGACAACUAAUUCUAUUUUAAAUGCCUUGAGUUCUGUUUUAAAAAAAAAUUCAUAAUAUCAUAUUAUAUGAAUAACUUUUACAAUUAUCAUCAUUAUUAUUACUACCAUUACUUUUACUCCUACUGUUGUUAUAAAUGUCUGAUAACGGUAAUAAUAAUAACAGCAACAGUUAUAACAGUCAAUGUUUGCCUAAUUCAUCCGCGUCUAUUUCUACUUCGUCAAUGAGUCUAAGUAUUAUCACUCACCUUCAACAAGAACAUGAACAACCACAACAGCUUACACACUCAAAUAUAGUCAGUGAUCCGCAUAGUUGUUCUACUGAUGAAUCUAAUUCUUCGAUUGUUGAAACGAAUAACCAUAAUAAUAAUAACAAUAAUAAUGCCAGUGCUAAUGGAAGACUUCUGCCUUCGGUAACCUCCAAUGGGAAUUGUUAUUCAUCGUAUAAAUCUACUAUCCAUGAUACUAGUAGUAAUAGUAUUUUCAAUCCAAUAACACAAACCCAAUUCUCCAGUGAUUCAGAAUGCAGAAAUCCACCGUAUCGGCAUAGUCAACAGCAACAGCAACACAACAGCAGCAACAACAACAACAUCGACAGUUACACGAAUCACCCGGUGAAAAUAAUUCAUCAGCCCAGUUAUUAUUAUUACCACCAAGUUUUAGAAUUAAAUGUGAAGCAGAGAGUGAUUUAUCUCCGACUGGUGGUGGUAAUUCUUCUGGACAAUCUGCAUCUAUGUCUAAUUCAUCUACCUAUGAAAUAAUACAUAAUUAUAAACCGAUUAUAUCAGAAGCUUUCUCAGGGAAAUAUGAAUCAUUUGAAGAGCAUGAAAUGAUUGAUGAUGAACAAGGUAUUGAAAAUCAGGAAUUUAAUGCUACAAAUGUAACUCUACAGUUACAGUCUCAUAAUAAUAAUAACAAUAAUAAUGCAGGGGAAUCUGUCUCAUCAUCUCAGUCAACAAGAUAUGCAGGGCAUACAUCUCGUGAGCAAUUAUCACUACCUCAGGUUAAUUUAAUUAACUCUUUUCGUUCUGAUAAUCUAUCUAUUCGUGGAUGUAAUAAUCGUUUAUCAAGUAUAUCUCCGUUGGAUAUCAUACCUCAGGGUCAGUCGGAUAAUAAUAAUAACAAUAACGCAGGGGUUAUUAAUACAUCAUCUGAUUUUACAGCCGAUUCUCUUGCCUUCAUCAAUACAUCCUCAUCGUCUGCAGGGCGUAUCAACGCGUUCAAUUCCAAUGAACAUAUACUGAAUACCAGCAGUACUACGUCAACUACUGUUACUUCUACACCGGAAUUCACUUGUUUCUAUCCAAAUACAUCAUCAUGUGACCCAAUAGCUAAACGUUUCACGCCUAAUGGACAUGCAUCAUGCACGAAUUUCUCUAUAGCUGAUCAAUCUGAUUCAAAAAUUGUUAUUGGUCUUAAUCCUUUAACAAAAGCACAUCGAUUAUGUUAUCCAUAUGAUGUGUAUGAAUCAUCAAAAAGCGGUUUCAAAGAACAUUCAAAUAAUAGUAACAAUAAUAAUACUAAUACUGGUAAUAACAAUAAUAUUGAUCGAACACCUCAGCCUAGUCCUUCACCGAAUCGUUUGAAAAAUAUCUUGAACAAUACAUUUUAUGAUCGUACUGGCAAUAUGAAUGGAUCUAAUAAUAGUGCUUUAACAACACCUAUCACUUCGUGUAAUGAUGAAGCGGUGAAUCUAGUUACUGAUGAUGAUUUAGAUCAAAAGAAUUUUCUGCAUUGUAAUGAUGUUCAACUACCAGGAUUUAAUAGUCCUGAAUCAGCUUUCUAUCAGUAUCAGAAUAGAAUGGAGGGUCAAAGAUGUCAGGUGUGCGGUGAAUUAGCCGCUGGAUUUCAUCAUGGUGCAUAUGUAUGCGAAGCGUGUAAAAAAUUUUUUAUGCGUCAUUCAAUGGCCGAUACAAAACCAACAAAUGUUUGUCCAACUGGUGGGAAUUGUAUUGUCGCUAAAGGAAGUCGAGGUAAAUGUCAAAUAUGCCGAUAUCGUAAAUGUCUAUUAGUCGGUAUGAAAAUGAAAGAUCCAGAAACUCAAUCAGAAAUUGAUAUAUCAAAUAUUCCUUGUCGUGUAUGCGGUGGUCGAUCGUCUGGAUUUCAUUUUGGUGCUUUGACAUGUGAAGGAUGCAAAGGUUUCUUUCGUCGUACUGAAGGCUCAGCUAACUCGUUAGUCUGUGUUGGUGGACAGAACGCGUGUACAAUAACUCCACGAAGUCGAAAUGCCUGUAAAAGUUGUCGUUUUCGUCGAUGUUUAACUGCUGGAAUGUCUAAGAAAGGCAGUCGAAUUGGUCGUCAACCGAAUGCAGUGAAAUUUCAUUGUGCCAUUGAAAUUCGUCAAUUACAAGCCAUAAGAGGCAAUUCUUCUUCAUCAACUUCAAUGGAUGCUUUAUCACCUGGACAAAGUUCUUCAUCAUGUGUUGUCUACAGUAGUGGGGCUGGUGGUGGCGCUGUUGGUAGUGGUGGUGGUGGUGGUCAUCAGUAUGUGACUGUAGGUAGUGGAGGCAGCGGUGGUCCCGGUGGUGUUGUCAGUAGUUCUGAUAUCCUGUUAAAUAAUAAUAAUAAUAAUUCAACAAAUCAUUUUCGUCAUCUUAGUCAAAGUGAUGAGAAUAACUGCUGUAGUCCUAAGUAUAGUCCAGAUACAAUGACUCCGACGAAUACCUCAUCGGCAUCUUUGAAACACGAGGCAUUAUUAUUGUCAUCAUCAUCAUCUAAUGAUUGUGGAAAGUUGAGUCAAGCGUCUCAAGCGCCACCAUUGUCCUUAUUAUUCUUUCUGCCUCAAUCCUCAUCAUCGACGUCGUCAUCCGCGGCAGCAGCCGCAGCAGCCAUUGCAGCUUCCUCAGCUGCUUCAUCUAUGCCUGGUUUAAUGAACAAUCAUAAUCGAUUAUUGUUAGAUCAUAAUAGUGAAGAUAUUGUCAAAUGUACUACACAGCUAUCACCGAGCUGUUAUACACUUGUUAAUAAUAAUAGUAAUAAUAAUGAUUGUGAGGAUUCCUUGACUGCUACAUCUGCAGCACACUCAAUGAAAUUGGAUGAAUCUAUUCUCGAUGAAGCAUCGAUUAAUUCGUAUCGUUUAUCAAACAGUUUAAAAUCACAAUUAUUAUUUAAGAAUAUACAAAUGAGACCAUCAUCAUUGAUGAAUGAUUCUUCUCAACUGAUUCGACAUUAUUCAAAUGGUGGACGUUCUGGUAUCUAUGAUGCUUUAGAAUGGCAUGCAUUGAAUCGUAUUAAUGACUCUACAAUAGGGAAUAAUAUUAAUAAUAACAAUAAUAACAAUGGUAAUCAUAAUAGUGGUGAUCGAAACUCAGGUUAUGAAAUGAUAAAAUCAAUUCCACACCAUCAACAACAACACCACCACCACCAAGAACAACAGCAACAACAAGAACAACAACAGUCGUCAUCUAUGUCAGAAUCAUCUAAUGCCUUUUGUACAUCACGUUUACUUGAUGAUAAAAUUUUCUCUUAUUCUCAGGAACAACAACAACAACAACCAUCACAGCAAACACAACCAACAUCACAACAGCAACAGCAACAACACCAUCAAUCUCCUAAAUCCGGUGUCAAUCAUCCUCUUCAUCAUAAUUCUUCUUCUUCGUCAGUCUCUCAGCGAUCCUCUUCUUCUACUUCUUCUGCCGUUUCUAUUUUCUCACCAGUCUCCUCUUCUUCAACUUUACCUCAGGUGGAUUUGUGUAAAUCAUCGAGUGAAUCGGCUGCUUCUAGAACGACAGUCUCUUCGGGUGGAUAUGCUUCAAUGACAUCGACGACAAGUACAACUUCUCCUAGUACUACGACUACUACAACUACUGCCUCGACCACCGCUACGACUGCUCUUACUACUUCUGACACUACAACUAGACCAGUAGUUGUCACUGUAUCUAAUGAAAAUAUAACAACUAAUAGUCAUCAGUUUAUAAGCUUUGAUGAUCCAUCCUUUUGGGAUGAUACUGAUGAAAUCCUACCACCGAUUAAUCCAACACCUGAAGCUGUUUUACAAUUCACUGACGGGAUGCGUACAGCAACAGAAUUCUUAAGAUUGCCUAAUGCAUAUUUUAAAACACGUUUUCGUAUGACGUCAAUACCACCGGAGCAUCAAGAUAAUAUUAAUCAAGUAUGGGGUCAUAUGAUGAAUCACUUUCAUAUGCAUGCUCAACAAGUUGUACAAUUUGCUAAACUUGUACCUGGUUUUAAUCAAUUAGGCAUUACAGCUAGAAGUAAUCUUGUUCGUGAAGCAAUGUAUCCAGUCCUACUAUUACUCCUCAGUCGAGAUUAUUGUCCUGAAACUGAUGAAUAUAAUUAUUUUGAUUUCCCAUUAAAAGAACGUGAAGUGAUUAUGCGACAUUUCCCGUCGUUUAAACGAAUAACUGAACAUUUACGUGUCUCUGGACGAUUAAUGCAUCAUUUAAAUUUAAGUCUACCAGAAUUAUCAUUAUCUUGUGCUGCAGAAAUAUUACGCAAUUAUUGUAUACUGGAGGAACCAACUUCAAAGAGUACAGCUGAAUUAUUUGUACUGGCUCAUCAUAGCCUGUUAAGUUGUAUGGCAAAACGCUCUUUACCGUCAAAUGGUGAUGCUAUCUCAUCGAAACAAAGACGAACUCAGCUGUUGGCACUCAGAAAAAUGAUACGCGUUAUGGAUAAGGAACAUCAUAAAAUUCUUGCUGAUUUAAAGGUUGUCAGAUCCGAUCUUCGAUUUCCUGAAUUAUAUGUGGAAAUGUUCCAAUUGGCCGAUAGUGCCUCAGCAUUAUUCUCUGCCUCUGCUCAAGCUGUUACAUUGGCAUGCUCCGGUGCUCUACAAUCCUCGUUAGUCUCCUUCCAGGGUGGUUGUCAGCUGACAUCAACAGCAACCACAUUGUCGUCGGCGGCGUCGUUAUCCUCCGGUUCCUCGUCGGCGUCUUCAUCAUCCUCGUCAUCGUCAUCAUCAUCAUCAUCAUCCUCUUCUUCUUCUUCAUUUCACAGUGCUGUAUGUGGUGAUAUGACUACGGGGAAAACCAGCGAAUCAGUGACGGUGGUAACCAGUGGUGAUUUUGUCCCAUCCAAUGAUCGUUGGGAUGCAAGUCGACUAGCUUUAUCUGUUCCCGCUGCUGCUGCUGCUGUUGCCGCUGUGGCUGCUGUCGCUGCAGCUGAAGCGACAUUAUGCCAAGGCAAUCAUCACCAUCCUCAGCAUCCUCAUCAGCAGCAGCAAUCAUUGCUCUCAGGAUCUUCUGCAUUUUCACAAUUCCCUACAACUAAUCUAGUUGGCGUCGGUGUCGGUGUCGGUCUCGGUGGUGGCAGUAGUACUGGGCUAUCGAAUUGUCUUAAUUCAUGUCAGAAAAGACCUAAAAAUGAUGGAAACCAUCACCACCACCAUCACCAGUUGGCUAAUGCUGCUACAAACUUUAUAACAACUCCGCCAUCUUUAUUCUUUACUACUAGCCAACCGCCUCAUCCACAGCCACCGCCACCAUCAUCAUCAUCAUCUUGAUUCUACUUGCCGCCUCUGCCUCUUCCCUUAACACUUACUACUUAAAAAGAAACCCCACUCCGGUAUACCCAACAAAUUACCAUUCAAUAGGCUACCUGAUGAAUAAGCUACCCUUACCCACCUUUCUUCAACUUCUUUUUACUAUUAUUACUAUUACUAUUAAUAUUAUUAUUAUUGUAUCAUUGAUAACACAGCAGUAAAUGCGCCAAUCAGGUUUUAUUU
Trichobilharzia szidati is the source of this 6074-nucleotide messenger RNA. The record is from the annotation of a GenBank genome assembly. Lineage: Eukaryota; Metazoa; Platyhelminthes; Trematoda; Strigeidida; Schistosomatidae.